AAUGGCAGCUAUAUCAAUAAUAAUAAUUUUAUUGAAUGACCCCUUCGCCAGCCUACAAAAAAACAAUAAGGGGAGGAUAAGGAAGGGUGAUAAAAUUAACUGAUUCUAAGUGUGUAUGAGAUAGAUUACAUUAGGCAGGGGUGCCACUAGGAUUAUUAUGAUAGUGACCUUGUUGCUAAGUGCAAAAGCAAAACAAUGACGUAGAAACAACUGUGCUAAGUACUGAGUGGAGGAGAGAGAUGGAGGCAGAUGCUGCAGGGGGAAAAAAAGACUGAUUAAAAAGGGCCCUUUGAUUCCACAGGCACGAAAAUUCCACAGCCAGGAAUUUGCUACCACCUCUGAGUCAGGCCCGCGUGGGGGUGGGGUGCACAAUCCUGUUAGUAGAGAAUGCCUAGUGGGUUUAGUCUGUGAGAGUCACAUUUCUUAUUUGGACCAGUGUAGACAGAAGUAAACCCAGUUAACUUGUUUCCUGGGACAGUUAAAUUAGGGGAUGGCUUUUGCAGAGCAUUCACCACUGACCCCUCACCGUCGGGACCUCUGUAGCCGCUCUAUCUGGCUAGCAAGGAAGAUUCGUUCAGACCUGGCUGCUCUUACGGAAUCUUAUGUGAAGCAUCAGGGCCUGAACAAGAACAUCAACCUGGACUCUGUGGAUGGGGUGCCAAUGGCAAGCACUGAUCAGUGGAGUGAGCUGACCGAGGCAGAGCGACUCCAAGAGAAUCUUCAAGCUUAUCGUGUCUUCCAUGUUUUGUUGGCCAGGCUUUUAGAAGACCAGCAGGUGCAUUUUACCCCAACUGAAGGUGACUUCCAUCAAGCAAUACAUACCCUUCUUCUCCAAGUUGCUGCCUUUGCUUACCAGAUAGAGGAGUUAAUGGUACUCCUGGAAUACAAGAUUCCCCCCAGUGAGGCUGAUGGGAUGCCUGUUGGUGUUGGAGAUGGUGGUCUCUUUGAGAAGAAGCUUUGGGGUCUAAAGGUGCUACAGGAGCUUUCACAGUGGACAGUGAGGUCUAUCCAUGACCUUCGUGUCAUAUCUUCUCAUCAGACUGGGAUCCCAGCACGUGGGAGCCAUUAUAUUGCUAAGGAGAAGAAAAUGUAGCAGUUGGUCUCUUCUCUCUUCCUUGCUUUCUUUUCUGAUGGAAUAUACAUAGUUCCCUGGGGCCUCACUUUCCCAUCUCAAAUUUCCGAAAAUGAUUAAGACUACAGGCAUUUUUUUUUUCUUCUUUUUUCCCUGACCACCUGUAGCCUGUUGAAGGACUGCAGGCAUUUUCAUUAAGUAGGGUUGGAGACAUGCACAAAUGUGCAUACAAGUUUAUUCUGAGGUGGGUGUCUGUACGUGCUGUAGGUGUAGGAGGGUGGGAGCAGGGAUAAUGUCCUUCCACUUCAGGGUUCUAACUUGUAACACUAAGUAACCUCUACAGACAUGUAACAGCCUUACAGACAGAAUAUACAUAUGUUAAUUCAAGUUCUGGAUGGCUCAUCUGAGAAGACUCAAUUUAAAAUCAAGACUCUAGCCAAUUUAAACGUUUAAAGAAUAAAAAUAAUAGCUAACUUUUAUCUACUAUAUUGAGGCAAUAUGCCAAGGGUCUUUAUUAUGUACAGCUUUUACAACCUUGUGAGGGAGGUGGUGGUACUCCCAUUUGGAAGAUGAGAAAACAGGCUCACAGAGAUUUGGUUAAGCUCACCCAGCUAACAAGUGACGCACUAAGUUUGAACACAGAUCAUUCUUGUAAAGCCUGUGUGCCUUUCACUUUAGAGGCUUAAUUAUGAAUCACUGCGCCUCUUUGUGACAGGAUGUUGGAAGAUGCAUCCAUGUAAUCUAUUCCCAUUGCUGGAAAACAGCUGCCAUUAUAUGUCCUCAGAAGUCAGUUGCAAAUUUUAGCGUUAAAGUCAGGAUUUGUUGUUCAUACUUGGCAGUGAGGAGGGCAGCUGGAGAUGUUAAGAUUCCACUUUGGAAAAUGAUUAGGCCCACCAAACUUCUGAACCUUGAAAGCUGGGGCUGCUUAGUAAUACAGCCUGGUUUUAAAGUUCCCACUAAGUGUUCUUGAAUAUUGGGUUAGGCACGGUUUAUACCAAGUUACCUCACUUUUACUAUAAUUAGUAAUGCAGGCAGUGUAACCCAAGCAUUUAUGGACAUGGAGUGGAAUCCUCAAGUCACCGUAUUUUCACCUCAAAAACUUAGUCAUGAGGAGAGGGUGAGGCCAACUCUGUUUCUGCUGGAGAUGCCAGAGACACUGAAACUAUACAGCAAAGCCUUUGUGCUGCACAACAAA
Saimiri boliviensis boliviensis (Bolivian squirrel monkey) is the source of this 2267-nucleotide messenger RNA. RefSeq names its product ciliary neurotrophic factor (gene CNTF). The record is from RefSeq and is a predicted model, not a curated record. Gene Ontology annotation, molecular function: cytokine activity; growth factor activity; ciliary neurotrophic factor receptor binding. Gene Ontology annotation, cellular component: axon. Gene Ontology annotation, biological process: negative regulation of neuron apoptotic process; positive regulation of tyrosine phosphorylation of STAT protein; astrocyte activation. NCBI's taxonomy places the organism in Eukaryota, Metazoa, Chordata, Mammalia, Primates, Cebidae.